Lodderomyces margitis is the source of this 666-nucleotide messenger RNA. RefSeq lists its product as uncharacterized. Bases 1 to 666 code for a protein of 221 amino acids. Gene Ontology annotation, cellular component: cytoplasm; nucleus. Lineage: Eukaryota; Fungi; Ascomycota; Pichiomycetes; Serinales; Debaryomycetaceae. Gene Ontology annotation, biological process: microtubule-based process. The transcript has a single exon. The record is from RefSeq and is a predicted model, not a curated record.
AUGGAGAGAUUGCAACUGAAGAUAAAGGAUAAUAGAGUUAUCAUCAGAAAGUCUGAUUUCUUCAAUGAAAUCAAAUCGUCAAUAGAUUCUUCUUUUACCUGCAUACGAUGCCUCGCUUUGGGUUCACCGUCACAAAGCUCUGAUGCUAGAUACCAAUAUGCAUUACUACUAGAGUUAAUUGAUUGGUUGGGUAUUACAGAUAUAUCCAUUUACGAUCCCUUAUUCACUGACGAGGAUAGACAGUUGUUUGCUGACUUCAAAGUCGAGGAAGAAUUCAGCCUACCGCAGGAUGGAAAUGUUCUCUUUUACAUACCGCACUUGCCUCUCGAGGCAAUGGAGCUUGUGGUCAAUACUGAAAAGCCCGUGGUUUUUCUAGGCAACGAUGUAAUUGCUCAUACGGACCGCUUGACGAAGAGAAAACUAGCGGAGUUGUACCCUAGUAUGUCUAUAAUGGUCCAAUACUUAAACAACGGCUCGGGGUACGAUGACGGAUUUACAAAAGUAACAAAAAGUAGAAAGAAAUUCAAAGAACCCGAAAUCGGCUAUGAUUUCGACUCUGUAUAUUUUAAAAACGUUGAGAUUGUACGCUAUGUUCACAAUUUUAACAAAAAUGACCCAUGGGGAAAUUCAUUCUCAGAUUUAGCGUUACAUAGACUUGUGAUAUAA